Beta vulgaris subsp. vulgaris (sugar beet) is the source of this 1631-nucleotide messenger RNA. RefSeq names its product GDSL esterase/lipase At3g48460. The transcript is spliced from 2 exons. The record is from RefSeq and is a predicted model, not a curated record. The coding region runs from base 173 to 1420 and encodes 415 amino acids. Gene Ontology annotation, molecular function: hydrolase activity, acting on ester bonds. NCBI's taxonomy places the organism in Eukaryota, Viridiplantae, Streptophyta, Magnoliopsida, Caryophyllales, Amaranthaceae.
UACUUUGUAAAAUGCAACCGAACUUCUUUCCUUAGUAAUGUAAUAACCGCACACGAUGGGCGGACAUAUUUCUCAAGAUUGAAUGAAAUAAAUGACAAGUGACCAACUUCUUCACCCUUAGAGAAUCACAGCCUAUAAAUUCACCUCAAAACUUUCCCAUCUUCAAAAACAAAUGUCCCAAAUUACUCUCAAACUCAACUUUAUGCAAACUUUAACAACAAAGAUGACCUCAAAUCUUUUUCUUACUCACUCUUCUCACACUUUCUUCCCAACACUCAUCACAUUACUCAUCUUCUUCCUCUCAUCAACUCUAUCUUUAUCUGCCUCCAUAGCGCCUCCGAAAAAUAUAUCACCAUCAUCAUCAACCCGAAAACCUUUCUCCAAAAUUUACGCCUUUGGUGACUCCUACACUGAUACUGGCAACACAGUAUCAACCACUGGACCAUCAGGGUUCAACUACGUUUCCAACCUUCCUUAUGGUAUGACCUUCUUCCAUCACCCUACCAACCGCUACUCCGAUGGACGCCUCGUAAUCGACUUCGUUGCUGAGAAGCUCUCAUUGCCUUUCAUCCCGCCUUAUCGCUCCGGUGGCGGAGGAUUAAAUGGCGUAAACUUCGCGGUGGCAGGGUCCACGGCUAUAGAGCAUAGGUUCUUUGUUAAGAACAAUCUCACCUUGAAUAUUACCCCUGAGUCACUUGGAACUCAGUUAGGUUGGUUUAGCAAGUAUUUGGAGAAGCAGGGGUGCAGUGAUCAGCAUAAGAAUGAUCCAAUGAAGUGUAGUGUAUUGUUUGAUGAUGCGUUGGUUUGGGUUGGAGAGAUUGGAGCCAAUGAUUAUGCUUAUGCUUCUGAAACUGAUGUAAACAAACGUGCCCUUCAGAGUUUGGCCAUUACAAGAAUAUCAAAUUUUCUUGAGGCAAUACUGAAGAAAGGAGCAAAACAUGUAGUGGUACAAGGUUUGCCUCCUACAGGAUGCCUAACACUAGCAAUGUAUUUAGCUCCAUCAGAUGACCGAGACGACUUAGGCUGUGUUAGAAGCGUCAACACCCAGAGCUACACCCAUAACACCCUCCUCCAAGCCAAACUACAAGAUCUUAGAAAGCAGUUCCCUCGGUCCCUCAUUGUCUAUGCCGAUUAUUACAAUGCAUACCGCGACAUCAUGAAGAGCUCAAGCAAGUACGGGUUCAAGGAAGCCUUCAAGACAUGCUGUGGGUCUGGGAACGAGCCCUACAAUUAUGACUUCUUUGCAGCAUGUGGGUCCCCCUCUUCGAGCCCGUGCCCCUACCCUUCUCAGUACAUCAACUGGGAUGGGGUCCACUUGACAGAGGCCAUGUAUAAGGUAGUAUCAGGGUUGCUUCUUCAAGGAGGGUAUUCUCACCCUCCCUUUCAGGACUUGCUCAAUAGAAAGAAGAAUCAAGUAUAAGGUCUCCUAGUUAAAAAAAGUGUGAAUUUUUACAACUAAGCUGAGAGACUUUUCUAAUCUUGAUAGAUUACUACUAAUAGUAAUACAAUUAUCUGGACAACUUCGAGCUUUACACUUCAGUAUCAUUUAGAUGCCACAGUAUCUGGUCAGUUUGUAUCAUUGUGGGACUUGGGCCCUUUCUACAGUUCUCUUUCUUUUCUGUUCUUUUCUU